Messenger RNA from Triticum dicoccoides, 1626 nucleotides. RefSeq lists its product as uncharacterized. Gene Ontology annotation, cellular component: CCR4-NOT complex. The coding region runs from base 1 to 1626 and encodes 541 amino acids. Gene Ontology annotation, molecular function: nucleic acid binding; poly(A)-specific ribonuclease activity. Lineage: Eukaryota; Viridiplantae; Streptophyta; Magnoliopsida; Poales; Poaceae. The transcript has 2 exons. The record is from RefSeq and is a predicted model, not a curated record.
AUGUGCGAGGAGGAGACGACCUCCGAGCCGUCGUCCCCGCCGAUGGAGAGCACGGCCAAGGAGCACGACGCGGGCGGCGCUACGACCGUGAUCUCCGACUCCGAAUCUCCUCUAAUUCAACAGAGCCAUACAGAUACAGAGUCCGCACCUCCUCCAGCUCCACAAGUGCAGCACCUGCUCCCAGCUCCAGCUCCGCAAGUGCAGCAGCAGCAGCAGCAGCAGCCGGAACGUUUCAUGGAUAUUUGGGCAGACACCGAAGCUAUAGGGUAUCAACGGAUGAAGCAAUUGCUGAGAGACGAAAAGUGCAAAUGGUACAUCGCGGUCGAUACAGAAUUUUGCAUGAAAGACGAUGUAGUCGAUCCUCGGGGAGCGCCCCAGUCUCCCGACGGUCACUAUGAGCAGACCCGAAGAAUCGUCGACGAAGGCGAUCUGGUUCAAGUGGGGUUUGCGCUCGCCAACUCCGAGUCCGGGCUCGAUCCAGACUCGUUCUCGGUGUUUCAGUUCAACAUGCUCUUUCAGUACACGGCAAGGAGCUCUACCAGCAACAACAUAAGAUUUCUAAGAGAUACGGCGAAGGUAAACCUUGACGAUCAUGCGAGGAGGGGUAUCAACAUCAGCAAUUUCAUCAACGGCAUCAGAAACCUGGGCGUAUUGGAAAACAGGAACAUCACAUGGAUAACUUUCCAAGGAUAUUCAGAUUUUGGGUACCUAAUCAGGGGACUCCAAGAUAGCUCCGUUCUGACACAAUCCCGAGCAGAGUUCAUCCGAUUGGCUAAGAGGUAUUUCCGAAGCAGCUACGAUCUAAAACUUCUUCUCAGUCUUGGAGUUCGCUGUGAGAAGCCCAGCCGAAGCGUGCCUGGGAGUGGCAGUCUGAAGGGUCUCGCUGCGAGUUUGGGGGUGAAGAGAAGCGGUCAGGAGCACGGUUCAGGAUCGGACGCCCACCUCACUCUUGGGUGUUUCCGUAACUUGAUGCUGAGCGAUCGAGCAGCUGCAUCCGAGCUACGAUGUUACAAAAACACCAUCUACGGGGUGGAAAAUCCCUUGCCUGGUACAAGUGGUGCCAAUGCAGAUGCAGACCAGGUACACCUUUGGGCGUCCAAUUUCGACAGGGAGAUUAGGAUCAUCACCGGCUCCCUAGACGUGCAGGGCAUGUUGACCGUUGAGGUUCAGUUCAUUAAUUCAACCGGCAAUCAGGUCAUCUCAUAUGCCCAAGCUCGCACGGAGGCAUCCCGGUGCAAGGCAGACCUAGCAAUUGGUUUCUCUGACAACUACGGUCGCUUGGCCUAUGGACGAAUUUGGACCUUCCAUCUGGAAGCACAGCAAGGUGCACAAGAUGAGGAAGGGAGACGUGGAGUUACAGCGACAAUGCUAGCAGGGCUGCUUACCAACAUGAGAUCUCUCCAGAAUCCCAACGUGAUUUGGUUGUCGUCGAGCAGAAUGUGCUUUCUAUACUUGAUUAGUCUUGUGACGAGGUGCCUUCCCCUGGAGGAGCAUAGCUUCUUGGCACUUUGGUGGUGCUUCUUCCCCAACCACCGCCUGAUCGAGCACGGGUCCCCGGAGCAAGACCCAGGGCGGAGGGCCAUCAUCACCCUGCGGCAGAUGCCUGCAACCUUACAGUUCACAUGA